This is a messenger RNA of Heterocephalus glaber (naked mole-rat), 1331 nucleotides long. It is a transcript of the gene Scg5, whose product is annotated as secretogranin V. Gene Ontology annotation, biological process: regulation of hormone secretion; neuropeptide signaling pathway. Gene Ontology annotation, cellular component: secretory granule. NCBI's taxonomy places the organism in Eukaryota, Metazoa, Chordata, Mammalia, Rodentia, Bathyergidae. Gene Ontology annotation, molecular function: enzyme regulator activity. The record is from RefSeq and is a predicted model, not a curated record.
GCGCAUCGGGACGCUGUGUGCGUGCUCUGUGGAGGCGCCGCUUCCACCUGCUGGAGGCGGGGUCGGGGCGGGCUCCGGAGGAAGGGAGGUGACGCAGGAGCUGUCCAGCUCCCAGCUUGUUCAAAGCAAGGCCCAGACCGCACCAGGCUCCCUGCAGGCCCUCGGUUAAAAAUGGUCUCCAGAAUGGUCUCUACCAUGCUCUCUGGCCUACUAUUUUGGCUGGCAUUGGGAUGGACUCCAACAUUCGCUUACAGCCCACGGACUCCUGACCGAGUCUCCGAAACAGAUAUCCAGAGGCUGCUUCAUGGUGUUAUGGAGCAAUUGGGCAUUGCCAGGCCACGGGUGGAAUAUCCAGCUCACCAGGCCAUGAAUCUUGUGGGCCCACAGAGUAUCGAAGGGAGAAAGGAGCCUCAUCUGGCUGAACGCGGACAAUCUGGCCAGUUGGCAGGAUCUUUUCAUGAAGGUGGAGCACAUGAAGGUCUGCAGCACUUGGGUCCUUUUGGCAACAUCCCCAACAUUGUGGCAGAGUUGACUGGCGACAACAUUCCUAAGGACUUCAGCGAGGAUCAGGGUUACCCUGACCCUCCAAAUCCCUGUCCUGUUGGCAAAACAGCAGAUGAUGGAUGCCUAGAAAACACCCCUGACACAGCGGAGUUCAGUCGAGAAUUCCAGUUGCACCAGCACCUUUUUGAUCCAGAACAUGACUACCCAGGCUUGGGAAAGUGGAAUAAGAAACUCCUGUAUGAGAAGAUGAAGGGAGGACAGAGGCGGAAGCGCAGGAGUGUCAAUCCGUACCUACAAGGACAGAGGCUGGACAAUGUUGUCGCAAAGAAGUCUGUCCCCCAUUUUUCAGAUGAGGACAAGGACCCAGAGUAAAGAGAAGAUACUGGGUGGAAACUCAUGGCCCUCACUGUUAAUGUGCAUGUGUCACUAAAGCCCCUGAGAAUGGCAGCAUGUUUCUGAUGUAGUUAAUUAUGGAUGAAAAGCAGCUGCAUUCACAUUGUCCUUCACACUGAUGGCUCAGCUUUCUGCUAAGUUUAAAUAGGAGUUCUUUUUGUUUUUAUUUUUUCUGCAAUGAACAUUAACAUUAAAAUGUAUAUGUCAAGUAAAAUAAAAAACAAAGCUAGGAAAUGCUCAGAUUUCUUGCAGUUUAAAUGGUGUUUAGGGCUGUGAUGCUUUGACCAAGUCUGCAAAAAAGCUGGCAUUUGAUUUUGAUUAUACAGUGCAUCUAGCCCCCGGGCCCUGUUACACACCAAUAAAGAAGUCUGUGCUCUCGGGAAGGACCUGACACAUCUCUCUUGGCUGUAUCUUAGUAAAUGUUUAUGCAAGCA